Dipodomys ordii (Ord's kangaroo rat) is the source of this 4897-nucleotide messenger RNA. RefSeq names its product dystrobrevin, alpha (gene Dtna). Gene Ontology annotation, molecular function: zinc ion binding. The record is from RefSeq and is a predicted model, not a curated record. The transcript is spliced from 20 exons. Bases 153 to 2204 code for a protein of 683 amino acids. Gene Ontology annotation, cellular component: synapse; plasma membrane. Gene Ontology annotation, biological process: synaptic signaling. NCBI's taxonomy places the organism in Eukaryota, Metazoa, Chordata, Mammalia, Rodentia, Heteromyidae.
GAAGAAUGAACACAGCUUUUUAUUGAAGUUAAAGGUUACUUGGGAGCUUCUCCUGUGGAAAUGUGUAAGGUCAAAUACUAGCGCUCUCAGCAUAUGUAGUGUUCCUGAUGAAGAAUUAGGUGCACGUUGGUGCAUUUAACUGCAAAACCAGAAUGAUUGAAGAUAGUGGGAAAAGAGGAAAUACCAUGGCAGAAAGAAGACAACUGUUUGCAGAGAUGAGGGCUCAAGAUCUGGAUCGCAUCCGGCUCUCCACCUACAGAACAGCAUGUAAGCUGAGAUUUGUGCAGAAGAAAUGCAAUUUACACCUGGUGGAUAUUUGGAACAUCAUAGAAGCCCUGCGGGAAAAUGCUCUGAACAACCUGGACCCAAACAUAGAACUCAAUGUGGCCCGCUUAGAGGCCGUGCUCUCUACCAUUUUUUACCAGCUUAACAAACGGAUGCCGACCACGCACCAAAUCCACGUGGAGCAAUCCAUCAGCCUCCUGCUGAACUUCCUGCUUGCUGCCUUUGAUCCGGAAGGCCAUGGAAAAAUUUCCGUAUUUGCUGUCAAAAUGGCUUUAGCCACUUUGUGUGGAGGGAAGAUCAUGGACAAAUUAAGAUAUAUUUUCUCAAUGAUUUCUGACUCCAGUGGUGUGAUGGUUUAUGGGCGAUAUGACCAGUUCCUUCGGGAAGUUCUCAAGCUACCCACAGCAGUUUUUGAAGGUCCCUCAUUUGGUUACACAGAACAAUCAGCUAGAUCUUGUUUUUCACAACAGAAAAAAGUCACAUUGAAUGGUUUCUUAGACACACUGAUGUCAGACCCUCCCCCACAGUGUCUGGUCUGGUUGCCUCUCCUGCACCGUCUGGCAAAUGUUGAAAAUGUCUUCCACCCAGUUGAGUGUUCUUACUGCCACAGUGAAAGUAUGAUGGGAUUUCGCUACCGAUGCCAACAAUGUCACAAUUACCAGCUCUGUCAGGACUGCUUCUGGAGGGGGCAUGCAGGAGGUUCCCAUAGCAACCAGCACCAAAUGAAAGAGUACACAUCAUGGAAAUCACCUGCUAAGAAGUUAACGAAUGCAUUAAGCAAGUCCCUGAGUUGCGCUUCCAGCCGUGAACCUUUGCACCCCAUGUUUCCAGACCAACCUGAGAAGCCGCUCAACUUGGCUCACAUCGUGCCUCCCAGACCUGUAACCAGCAUGAAUGACACGCUGUUCUCCCACUCUGUGCCCUCCUCAGGAAGUCCUUUUAUCACCAGGAGUAUGCUUGAGAGUUCAAACCGACUUGAUGAAGAACACAGGCUGAUCGCCAGGUACGCAGCAAGACUGGCAGCAGAAUCCUCCUCCUCUCAACCAACACAGCAGAGAGGCGCUCCUGACAUCUCCUUCACCAUUGAUGCAAAUAAGCAACAAAGGCAGCUGAUUGCAGAACUAGAAAAUAAGAACAGAGAAAUCUUACAGGAGAUCCAGAGACUGCGGCUAGAGCAUGAACAAGCCUCUCAACCGACGCCAGAGAAGGCACAGCAGAACCCCACCCUGCUGGCAGAACUCCGGCUCCUCAGACAGCGCAAGGAUGAGCUAGAACAGAGAAUGUCUGCUCUCCAGGAGAGUCGGAGAGAGCUAAUGGUCCAGUUAGAAGGCCUCAUGAAGCUACUAAAGACCCAGGGGGCAGGCUCUCCUCGCUCCUCCCCCAGCCACACCAUCAGCAGACCAAUCCCCAUGCCCAUCCGCUCAGCGUCAGCCUGCUCCACUCCUACGCACACUCCUCAAGACUCUCUCACUGGGGUAGGGGGAGAUGUGCAAGAGGCGUUUGCACAAAGCUCAAGAAGGAAUUUAAGGAACGAUUUGCUAGUGGCCGCGGAUUCCAUCACUAACACCAUGUCCUCUCUGGUGAAAGAGCUGAACUCAGAGGUGGGGAGUGAAACAGAGAGUAAUGUGGAUUCUGAGUUUGCACGGACACAAUUUGAAGAUCUGGUUCCAUCACCAACCUCUGAAAAGGCUUUUCUAGCCCAAAUCCAUGCCCGAAAACCCGGGUAUAUUCAUGGUGGAGCUACCACAAGCACCAUGCGCAGUGACAUAGUUACAGAAGACGGAGAUGCCUAUGUGAGGCCUGAUGAUGAGAACUAUGAGAAUGAUUCCGUCCGGCAGCUGGAGAAUGAGCUGAAGAUGGAGGAGUACCUGAAACAGAAGCUGCAGGACGAGGCCUAUCAGGUCAGCUUGCAAGGUUGAAUGCAAUGCCCUUUUAUCACUCUCCUCUCAAGCAAGCUAUAGUCAGACAGAUGAUGACAUAACAUGAAAGCUGGAGGUGAUGGAGAGCCCUGUAUCCACACAGAGGAGGAGGAGACCAGCCUGGCAAAGCCUCACCCUCGCCGGAAAGAGGAGCCACCACACCCCGCAGCUCCUGGCAAACCCCCAUCCCUUAAGAUGUGUUCUGAUGCCUGUAGUGCAGCUAACUUUUUGUUCUCAGAUUUGUAGUUCUUCAGUGUGUGUUUUAGAAGGGGGUGGGGGAGGGGAGAACAAGACUUCUGUUCCAAGCUAAUGUAUCAGCUCCAUCUUCUGUAACAUGGCUCAUUCCUGGUUCAAAACAAACACAGGCUGAAAACCCACGCUGCUGUUACACACGGUGGCAGUAUUAACACGCAUUUCCAAUCUUGUACAUGAUCGUGAACCUGUCCAGUUUACAAAGACAAUAUUAACACUGUUUAUAGCUAAACAUUUGAUUUCAGGAUUCUUUAGAACUGUAGCAAAACAAUUUACUAGACUCUGUACAAUGGUUUUUCCACAGCAAUGGGGGGUGGGGGAGGGGAACAACCAUUAACAAUUAUUCACUCAUCCUGAAAGAGUUGGUUCCUGAGUGUUCAGACUCAGAGCCCAGAAGCCAGGGAGGGAGGGGUCAUUGGCCUGAAGUUGACUGCAAGUCUCUGUGAGCAGAGACCUGAGCCAACCACCAGGAAUAACCCAUUCCUUGGGGCCUCUUUCCAAUGUAGGGUUGGUUCCUUUCAAGAUUCUCUUAACAAGUCAGCCAUAGAACUUAGUGUAAAUAUUUUUUCCAAAUAGAUAUCAUAUUCAAAACAAAAAAGAGACAGCAUUCAAAUUAUAUAGAAUCUAGUUUUUAAAAUCAGCACAGAUCUUCUUAAAACUGUGAACUAUGUUUUGAAAUACUCGUUACUAAAGCUGUUUAUAAACCACAGGUGCCAUAAGAUCCCCAAAUGGACUAAAGUGAUCGAUGCUCUUCCAUGGUCUUGUUCCUCUCGUGUUAGCUUUAGGAAGCAUGUCAUUCACCACACUGCUCAUUCACAAGUCCCCUCCCCCCUCCACCCCGUCAGGUUGUUCGGAGGCCUUCAGCUUUAAAUGUACAGGCUUAAAGUGCGCUUGCAAACCGUUCUCUCUCCUUUUAUUUCUGAAUGUGGAUUGCCUUAGCUGGCCACCUCGUGUUCUGCAUGCAGCUUUGUGUGGUCAUAUGAAAGGAGACAGGCUCUUCUACAUUGAGUUGGGAGUCUUGCACUCAAUGACAAACUACUGUCAAGGACAAGAGAAUGAAAGACUCUGGGUGGUCCUUUAGACAGAACCACUAAAGAACCACUCUUAGGGAUUCUGGGGAAAAUGGAAAUGUAAUCAUUUGUUUCAAGAUAUGAAAAGGAAGAAAAGCUUGCGACAUACUGACAUAUUGGAUAUAUCAUAGUUAAAUGAGCAGCUUCUCUGGAAUUCCCGGUGUUCGUUUAAAAGAAUGAACAUCACUGGAGAACACUGGUUCUCCAGAUAUGGUCCCCACACCUGUGCAUCAGCGUCAUCUGGGCAUGUCAUACAAAUGCAGAUUCUUACCCAUUAACCCAGGCCUACUGAAUCAGAAACUCUGGGACUUGGGCCCAGCCAUCUGUGUUUUGUGCUAAUCAGCCCUCCCAAUGAUUCUGAGCCUUGCUAAAAGGUGAAAAUGACUGCUUUACAAUAAGGGUGUACAAUAAAGUCUCUGAAAAGGCUUUAUUUGGAAUAAGUAAGAGAGAAUCUACGUCAACCUUAGAGCUUUAGCCAUUUAAUUUUGCUUCCAUGGCUGUCAUGAACCUUCUCCUGUCCCUGACACCUGGCCUACAGUGGAAGGGUGGCAGCUGGGAGCAUCUCUUGUUUUCAAACGCUCUCUUCAGGGGGCCAUCAGAUGUUCAUGCCUCUGCAUCUGAUUACAAGCCAUCUCCUGGGCUUGCCUUUGGAACAAAAUCACAUGGGGAUAGCAAAGUACUUGAUUGGUAUCAGGAAGGACCCCAUGCCAACCCUGGAUCUACUUAAUCAUACUCCCCUCCAGAGAACCCACCUAACAAAUGUCCCUGAGCACAGGCUAGCACCAAAGUGGCACAACUGCACUGUUCUCUGAUUUCUUUGCACAGGUGGAUUUUAUUGCGGGUUUUGUUUGGUAUGUCUUAACAUUCAUCUCUCUUCCACUGCCCAUCCUCUGUGAACCCAUACCUCUGUAGAUGGAGCAGGUGGCCAUCGGUGCCUCACAUUCAAUACUGAAAAACCACUACAUCCCGACUACCUUUAUUGUUGUCAGCUCAAAAUCAGAGUCAGGGAAUUCCUGAUUUCAGAACUGAGACCCUGUAAGUGGCCCUCAGCCACUGACUGGACUGAGCUGACCUGUGUUGUGUCUUUGUGUUUCUACAUCUAGAUGUGAGUCUAAGGUUUGAACCAAUCUACUGAAAAACCCUCUCCCUAGCCAUAGCUUUCAUUCAGCCAACUCCACUACUUGGUCAUUGGUAUGUACCAUUGUACAAAACGGUUGCCAGGACUCUGAAACUGUCACCAAUGACCAGUUUCUCACUAACCAGCCACCUUUUCUUUCUCUUAGCUCCACGUCAGCACAGAGACCAGACUCAAGCACCCUUGCCCUGUAACCGAGACAAAAUGGCGUGUGUCGUUUUGGGUUUUUGUGGUUG